This is a messenger RNA of Medicago truncatula (barrel medic), 1122 nucleotides long. RefSeq names its product probable leucine-rich repeat receptor-like protein kinase At1g35710. Gene Ontology annotation, molecular function: protein binding. Lineage: Eukaryota; Viridiplantae; Streptophyta; Magnoliopsida; Fabales; Fabaceae. The transcript has a single exon. Bases 1 to 1122 code for a protein of 373 amino acids. The record is from RefSeq and is a predicted model, not a curated record.
AUGGAAAUGCACACAUUAUACACCAAAUCCUUCUUGCUACCCUUAUUCUUCCUUCUCCUCACAUCACUCAUCUCACAUUCUAAAGCUUGUAAUGUAAUAGACAAAGAAGCAUUACUACAAUUCAAGAACAAAAUAACCUCUGACCCGUCACAACUAUUGAAUUCUUGGACAUUGUCCACUGAUUGUUGCAAAGGUUGGAAUGGAGUCACAUGUGAUUCCACCACAGGAAGAGUUGUUAGUCUCACUCUUUCUGGAACCGUCGACGACGGCAUCGAUUUACCUUUUGAUACAUAUUUAUCUGGAACAUUGUCACCUUAUCUUGGAAAUUUAACCAAUCUCAAAAUUUUAAGCCUCAUCGGUUUAAUGCAAUUGAACGGUCCAAUUCCUGUGGAGUUCAAUAAACUUGCCAAACUUGAGAAACUUUUCCUUAAUGACAAUAAAUUAUCUGGUGAUUUACCUCUUGAGAUUGGAUCUUUGGUCUCCUUAUUAGAACUUGGUCUUUCAGGAAAUAAUUUUUCUGGAAUAAUUCCAUCUUCAAUUGGAAGCUUGAAGCUUCUAACUAGCCUUGAUCUUAAAAAGAACAAUCUUAGCGGCGGCGUUCCAGAGAGCAUUGGAAAUCUUAAAAAUCUAGGGUUUUUAGAUUUGUCAGGAAAUAAAAUUGGUGGAAAAAUUCCAGAAUCAAUUGGUGGGCUUAAAAAAUUAAAUACACUUGAUAUGAUGCAAAACAAGAUUGAAGGAAAUGUUCCUGUUUCUAUUGGAGAACUUAGUUCUUUAACAUUUUUAAGGUUAUCAGAUAAUUUGUUAAGUGGUGUUUUACCUUCUGAGAUUGGGAAUCUCAAGAAUUUGAAAAAUUUGAAUCUUCAGAACAACAUGCUUAAUGGGAAUUUGCCUGCUUCUAUUGGGAAUUUAAACGGUUUGAGGGAAUUAUCUCUCGGCAAUAAUAAGUUUUCUGGAAAAAUUCCAGCAACGUUUGGAAAUUUGAAGGAUUUGCAAAAUGUGGAUUUUUCAGGAAAUAGGCUCAGAGGGAGAAUUCCUAAAAGUAUGGCUAAAAUGUCUAAGUCAUCUUUUUUGGGUAAUCGUAGAUUGUGUGGGUUACCACUUCCUCCUUGUAAACCUUUUUAG